GCGGCCGGGCGCGGGGCCAGGGCGGUCGGGAGCCGGGCGGCGCCGGGCGGCGGAUCGCGGGGAGGGCGGCGGCCUGGGCCCGCCGAGCCAUGGCGGCCCCGGAGCCGACGCCGAGGCGGGGCCGGGAGCGGGAGCGGGAGGACGAGAGCGAAGACGAGAGCGACAUCCUGGAGGAGAGCCCGUGCGGCCGCUGGCAAAAGCGGAGGGAGCAGGUGAACCAGGGGAAUAUGCCAGGGAUCCAGAGCACCUUUCUGGCCAUGGAUACCGAGGAGGGGGUAGAAGUGGUGUGGAACGAGCUCCACUUCGGAGACAGGAAGGCCUUCGCGGCCCAUGAGGAGAAGAUCCAGACCAUGUUUGAGCAGCUGGCGCUGGUGGACCACCCCAACAUCGUCAAGCUGCACAAGUACUGGCUGGAUGCCUCUGAGGCCCGCGCAAGGGUGAGCCAGAGGCGCGGUGUAGGGCGGGGUGAAGCCACAGGCCGGGCGGGCAGCAGUGGGAACCCACCCGCAAUGGCGGAGCCCCCGAGCCCGCCCGCCCGCCUCGCAGGUCAUCUUCAUCACAGAAUACGUGUCGUCGGGCAGCCUCAAGCAGUUCCUCAAAAAGACCAAAAAGAACCACAAAGCCAUGAACGCCCGGGUAUGGGGAGUGGGCUGGGGACAGGAGGGGUUCCGGGAGCCCUACGCACAGGGAUGGGACGGGCGGAGGUUCUCAGGGCAGCCUCGGGACAGGGGCUGGGAGGCGGGCGGGCUUCACAGGCCCAGCCGCCUCUCCGCGCCCACCCGACGGAGUCAUGCGUCCGCCGCCAGGCCUGGAAGCGCUGGUGCACGCAGAUCCUGUCCGCGCUCAGUUUCCUGCACGCCUGCAGCCCCCCUAUCAUCCACGGGAAUCUGACCAGCGACACCAUCUUCAUUCAGCACAACGGCCUCAUCAAGAUCGGCUCUGUGUGGUACCGCAUUUUCUCCAAUGCACUCCCUGAUGAUCUCCGGAGCCCCAUACGCGCUGAGCGUGAGGAACUGCGGAACCUGCACUUCUUCCCACCAGAGUAUGGCGAGGUCAAUGAUGGGACUGCCGUGGACAUCUUCUCCUUUGGGAUGUGUGCGCUGGAGAUGGCUGUACUGGAGAUCCAGGCCAAUGGAGAUACUCGGGUCACAGAAGAGGCUAUUGCUCGAGCCAGGCACUCACUGACUGACCCCAACAUGAGGGAGUUCAUCCUCUCCUGCCUGGCCCGGGACCCAGCCCGCAGGCCCUCUGCCCACAACCUCCUCUUCCACCGCGUGCUCUUCGAGGUGCACUCGCUGAAGCUGCUGGCAGCCCACUGCUUCAUCCAGCACCAGUACCUCAUGCCUGAAAAUGUGGUGGAGGAAAAGACCAAGGCGAUGGACCUGCAUGCAGUCUUGGCAGAGAUGCCCCAGCCCCAUGGGCCCCCGAUGCAGUGGCGGUACUCAGAAGUCUCCUUCUUGGAGCUGGACAAAUUCCUAGAGGAUGUCAGGAAUGGGAUCUACCCAUUGAUGAAUUUUGCGGCUGCUCGGCCCCUGGGGCUGCCUCGUGUGUUGGCUCCACCCCCCGAGGAGGCCCAGAAGGCAAAGACCCCAACGCCAGAACCCUUUGACUCAGAAACCAGGAAGGUGGUCCAGAUGCAGUGCAACCUGGAAAGAAGUGAGGACAAGGCCCGCUGGCAUCUUACGCUGCUUUUGGUGCUGGAGGACAGGCUGCAUCGGCAGCUGACCUACGACCUGCUCCCAACUGACAGUGCCCAGGACCUCGCCGCAGAGCUGGUGCACUAUGGCUUCCUGCAUGAGGAUGACCGGAUGAAGCUGGCCGCCUUCCUGGAGACCACCUUCCUCAAGUACCGUGGGACCCAGGCCUGACCCAUCCAGCCCUGGAGGCUCAGGGCAGUCCACGUGGGGAAGAGCCUGGCCCCACUGAAAGCUGCCCUCUACUUGCUUUUCUGGCAUUCGAUGAACAUGGGGCUGCUAGUGAGGACUCCUCACUUCCUCUAGCAGUG
Molecule: messenger RNA, 2005 nt
Organism: Castor canadensis (American beaver)
Lineage: Eukaryota; Metazoa; Chordata; Mammalia; Rodentia; Castoridae
Source: RefSeq, a predicted model, not a curated record